GCAGCACGAUGGGGAACGGCGGUCGUCCUUUAUAGAAUGACAGGACAAUCGGAAUAAAUGGCGAUUUUGAAAAGGGAUCGAUACCAGCAGUGUUUGCUGUGUUUUGUUUUGUUUAUUCAACUAUCAGGUGUUUUUUGUUUCAGUGAGCUCUCCUUCAUCACAGAACCCAGUGAUGUUGUAGUAAUAACCAGGGAUCCAGUGACCCUGGACUGUGUGGCCCACGGUCAGCCUCCCAUCACCAUCAGAUGGCUGAGGAAUGGAGUCAGGGUAGAGGAGAGCGAACGACUACAGAUCCUGUCCAACGGAUCACUGUACAUACCUGAGGUCAGGAGAGAUGGGGAGGAGUCAGACAAAGGGUUCUAUCAAUGCCUCUCUCAGAAUAGAUAUGGAGCCAUAUUAAGCCAAAGAUCCCGACUGACUAUCACAAAUAUCUCACCGUUCGUGGUGCACCCUGUGCUUUUGGAGGUGACUGAGGGUUCCGUGGCCAGGUUCACCUGUCAGGUGACCUCUAACCCUCCUGCCAGCGUGACCUGGGAGCUAGACCAAAGCACACUACCGCUGGAGACAGACAGAAUCACAGUCCUGCCCAACGGAGUUCUCCAGAUCCACAACGUCCAGCUAGAGGAUGCUGGGAAGUACCGCUGUGUGGCCACCAAUAUCGGCAACCGCGUCAACAGCAGCGAGGCAACGCUCUCUGUUAUCAAACCAGGUGUUGGCCCUAAGCCCCGUCAGACGCCCCGGAUCAUAGCGGGCCCCCAGAAUGUGACGGUGUCCCUCCACCACACUGUGGUUCUGGAGUGUAUCGCUACGGGCAACCCCAGACCCAUCAUAUCCUGGAGCCGAGCCGACAGUAAACCCAUUGACGUGUACAAUGCCAGGGUGCUGGGCAGUGGAAACCUCUUGAUCAGUAAUGUGAAGCCUCAGCACAAUGGAGUCUACAUCUGUAGAGCCACCACACCAGGAACUCGUAACUACACCAACGCUGCUGCCAACCUCACCGUGCUCGAGCCUCCGUCCAUGGUGGAGAGGCCAGAGAGCCAGACUCGUCCCAGGGCUGGCACUGCCCGUUUCAUGUGCCAGGCUCAGGGUGUGCCCCCACCUCGCAUCACCUGGCUGAAAAAUGGAGAGGAGGUGCACCUGAACGGCAGGAUCAAGAUGUACAACAGUAAACUGGUGAUCACUCAGAUCAUCCCAGAGGAUGAUGCCAUCUACCAGUGUGUGGCGGAGAACGAGCAGGGCAGCGUUCUGUCCCUGGCACGCCUCAUCGUGGUGAUGUCUGAGGAUCGGCCCAGCGCGCCCAGGAACAUCCACGCUGAAACCAUCUCCUCCUCAGCCAUCCUACUGGCCUGGGAGAGACCCAUCUACAACGCUGACAAAGUCAUUGCUUACUCUGUACACUACAUGAAAGCUGAGGGACUAAACAAUGAGGAGUAUCAGGCAGUGAUUGGCAACGACACGACCAGCUACAUCAUAGAUGACUUGGAGCCAGCCUGGAACUACUCUUUCUACAUUGUGGCCUAUAUGCCGAUGGGAGCUAGCCGUAUGUCUGACCAAGUCUGUCAACACACUCUGGAGGACGUGCCCCUACGUACCCCGGAGCUCAGUCUGACCAGCCACAGCCCUACAGACAUCCAGGUGUCGUGGCAACCCCUGUCCACCAAACUGUCCCGUGGUAACAUCUGGGCCUACCGACUCUCCUACCGCACGGCCACAGACGCCACGGUUUUGUCUGUGGAACUGGCCCAGAACAACACCCAGUACCUCCUCGGUGACCUUCAGCCUGAUACCAUCUACCUUCUCCGGAUCUCUGCAGCCACCAGGGUGGGGUGGUGUGAACCCUCCUCCUGGACCUCCCACCGCACUCCCAAAACCUCCAGUAAUAAAGUGCCACCUGCCCCACUGCUGCAGCAACUGGAGCCUCUCAACUGCACCUCCAUCUUGGUUCGAUGGCAGCCAUCUCCAGGCUCUGUGGUCGUCCAGGGUUACCGGCUCUGUUACCAUGAGGAGGGCCAACCAGAACAGCCCUCCAUCCAGCUCCAGCCUGAGGACACAGAAUACACCAUCAGUGGCCUGGAACCAAGGAGGAAGUACCAUGUGAAACUGUUGGCAUUAAGCCUUGUAGGAGAUGGUUACCAGGCCGACCAGACACUCAGCACCCCAGGAUGUGUGUCUGUACGAGAUCACCCGGUGGCCUCCCCUCCAGCCCCGGACCAUGUGAGUGCGGUGGCUAACAGCUCGUCAACGGUGUACCUGCGUUGGAGCCGUCCUGCCUUCGCCUCUAGGAAGGCUGUCAGCUACACAGCUCGCUGUACACCUGUGGGCCUGAUGAAUGCAUCAGCCAUACGCUACAUACAGACUACCAACCAGAGUGUGCUCAUACAGAGCCUGGACCCCAACACUCGCUAUGAGUUAGUGGUGCGUCUCCAUGUCGACCAACUGGCCAGUCCCUGGAGCGUGGUUGUCUUUCAGAGGACUCUACCAGCAGCGCCCAGCCACCCUCCCGAAGGUGUGAGGGUGAGUCUGAUUGAGGACGGCACAGCCCUGGUUUCCUGGAGAGAACCAGAGGAGAACAACCUGGCAGUGACGCACUACACCAUCCUGUACGCCUCACAGAGGGCCUGGCUGGCCGGAUACUGGCAGACACUGCAGAGGGAGGGAAGUAACACCAUGGCCCUGCUGGAGCGUCUGGAGCCUGGUAACGUCUACCUGGUGAAGAUCUCUGCCUCCAACCAGGUGGGAGACGGGCCCUUCUCUACUACUGUGGAGCUGGCCCUGGGGCCUGGGUCUAGACACCGAGGGAAGAGCCCCAGGCACUCAGGCAGCGGCUCCUCCUCAGACACCACAGUGUUCUCUGACGGCCUGUACCACACGGAGCAGAAUUCCAUGACCGGGAUCAUCGUGGGGGUCUGCAUCGCUCUGGCCUGUAUAGUGAUGUGGACCAUCAUCCUCAUCAGCAAAGGCAGAUCCAGGAAAUCUUCCAUCUGUAAGAUCAUGGACGUAGUGAACGGUGAGGGAACCCAUGGUCCACAUACUGGUUUGGCCCUGGCCAAUGAACACCAGGCUGAGAACAUAGAGGCCCUGAUGCCCAUGAUGGCACCACACUUCAUUGAUGCCAAGGGUGGGACAAACCUGAUGAUUACAGGAGCCGGCCCGGUCUGCGGUUUCAACCGCAGUAAGAGAUGGCACUUUUUUAAGAGGGAGAGAUACAAUAGAAGUACAAGCCAGGCUGAGAACAGAGCACGUCUGUACGAGGCAGGGAAGACCGUUCUGUGUUACGAGGAGAAGGAAGGUGCGCCUCCCCUCCAGCCCUCCAGCCUGCAUAUCCUGUUCGGGCCACUAGGGGACUUGGAGAGCUCCGGGGGCUUCAGUGAGGGAAACAGCUCUGGAACUACUGAGACCAGUGACGGAAGUCGGGAGACAGGAGACUCUGGUCUCUACUCCAACGAAGAGAUAAGCAAUGAGAUGAGCAACUCCAGGCCUCCGUCCUUCGGGUCGGAGUUGGAUGACAGUCCAACUCCAGAGAAGGAAGAAGAAGAAAAGCCUGGUUUUAAAGUGGAAUCUGAGGUGACGCCACCAAGACAUCCCUACCGUCUCCACCAUGGUCUCCACCAGCCUGGUCAUGACACUGUCCAGCAUCCCUGUUCCCUCUCGGCUGAGGAAAAUGUUUAUCCUGCCCAGGCCACGGUCCAGCAUCCCUCACGUCCCUGUUCCCUCUCGGCUGAGGAAGCUGUUUAUCCUGCCCAGGCCACGGUCCAGUCAGCAGGCUCGUCCUGGUGAUAGGUUACCCAACCUGAAUGCGGCUUAUUUUCAGUUGAAGCAGCCCACCUUUCUCGCUUCUUUGCCUCCUGAAAUAGGUCCUUGGGCAAGGAACAUACAGUUACAUAGAGGGAUCAGGAAGUUUAAGCUUUAAGGAGGAAAGGGGUGUUUGCUUCAGGUCUACCUCAAGAUAUUUGUAAUGAAUGGUGUUGUUUUCCUGUUUCAUUUUGGUCUUAUUUUCAGUCUGUCUGGUUUUUGUCUUUGUGUCAGGUCUUUAGGGAUGAUUUCUUAGACACCAACCUCAGCGGGGGUCGGUGACAACCGGAUGCUUCCGGUUUUCAGGGGAACUGGAAAGAGAGACUUCUGCUUUAGGACGUUAACAAGUCGACAUUCCAUCUUAACUCCUCCUCCACAUUUACAGGAUUGGUUGAACAGUGUAGAAGAGCACAACAAAGAAAGAAACACCACACAGAUGAUGCUUUGUCAUGAAUUGGUGAAAGGGAUGUUAUGGGAUCCUAAUAAGCAUGUUCAGUGAAGAUUGGACAUUGGAAGGAGCUUUACAUGUUUUUAAUUUUUUUAAAUAUUUUUUUUUAACAAAACUAAGCUUAAUCUUUGUCCGGGAAACCAGUCCUUAAUGUCUGUCCUAAACCAAAGCUCACCCAACAAUGAAUGUUCAAAAGAAUGUAGAAAUAUAUUGCUUGGUGAUACAUUCUAUAAUUAAGGAGAUUUGUUUUCUUCCAUUGAAGCAGAGGGUUGGUGACCCUCCUCAUUGCUGAUUGUCUACCUCAGUUACUCUGACUCUGUAUAUAUAGUACUACCUCAUUUAUAACAAUAUAUUGUGCAAGUACCGUAUUAUACUACUACCUCAUUUUUAAGAGUAUAUUGUGCAGUAUUAUUUUCCCCAACUCAGGGUAAUGAGGGUUGGAAAUAUUUCAAAGCCAUGUCGUCUUACCUGCAGGAGUUAUAGUUACAGGCUGAAUUUAGUUUGAAGAUUUGUGAAAAUUCCUUUUUGGAAUUAUUUUUUUUUUUUUUGUAAGGUUGGAAAAGUGUUUACGUUUUUUUUUUAAUGACGAGCCUCUUCAGUAUAGUUCUAACAUUGAAGUGCAUUAGAUACUGUAUCACCAGUCUCUAUUUGAGUAAGAUCAAGUAACUAAAAAAUUAAACGUUGAACUGGCAUUUGCAGUACAGCGUACCUUUUUAAAAGCUUUAAAAUGGCCUUAUUAUUACGUGGAAAAGGGCUUUGCAGAUGAUUGUAGAUACAGAGAACCAAAGAAAGAGUAGGAACACGCGACAUAACAGCCCUACAGUAUUGUAAGUGUCCUCUGAAUAAUUUCGCUGCCGUGCCAAGUAUGUAUAUUUCUCAUUGAAUUAUCGAGUUGAAUACAAUUCUUAUUGUACAUUUUCAAGACACGUUUUUAUAUCUGGUUGAAAGCUUUAGUGCUCUGUCUUUCAGACGAGUGUUCUCCAUUUGCCUUCUAUGUCCAGUAGAUCAUUGAUGCUAAAUGCAGCGUUGACACUGUGCUAUUAGAUGCCAAAGAGUUGUCUACUUCCUCAGAUGGGGGGAUUCAGAUAGAUGAUAGAUCAGACUGGAGGACUGAUGGGUCCUCCAGAUAGAUCAGACGGGAGGACUGAUGGGUCCUCCAGAUAGAUCAGAUGGGAGGACUGAUAUGUCCUCCAGAUAGAUCAGACGGGAGGACUGAUGGGUCCUCCAGAUAGAUCAGAUGGGAGGACUGAUAUGUCCUCCAGAUAGAUCAGACGGGAGGACUGAUGGGUCCUCCAGAUAGAUCAGACGGGAGGACUGAUGGGUCCUCCAGAUAGAUCAGACGGGAGGACUGAUGGGUCCUACAGAUAGAUCAGACGGGAGGACUGAUGGGUCCUACAGAUAGAUCAGACGGGAGGACUGAUGGGUCCUCCAGAUAGAUCAGACUGGAGGACUGAUGGGUCCUCCAGAUAGAUCAGAUGGGAGGACUGAUAUGUCCUCCAGAUAGAUCAGAAGGGAGGACUGAUGGGUCCUCCAGAUAGAUCAGACGGGAGGACUGAUGGGUCCUCCAGAUAGAUCAGACGGGAGGACUGAUGGGUCCUCCAGAUAGAUCAGAUGGGAGGACUGAUAUGUCCUCCAGAUAGAUCAGACGGGAGGACUGAUGGGUCCUCCAGAUAGAUCAGACGGGAGGACUGAUGGGUCCUCCAGAUAGAUCAGACGGGAGGACUGAUGGGUCCUCCAGAUAGAUCAGACGGGAGGACUGAUGGGUCCUCCAGAUAGAUCAGACGGGAUGAUGUCACAGGAGAUUCCAGAGUUGGGGCUAGUUCCAUAUCAAUUCAGUCAGUUCCGGGAGUAAACUGAAAUUCCAAUUCUUUUCAAAAGGGAAAUUUGAGAAUUUUGAAAUUUCAGUUAAACUUUACAGAAUUUACUGAAUUGAACUGGAAUUAAGCCCAACACGGACAGGAGUUUGUCUCACACCAAAACAAAGAAUCCAGUCAGUGUAUUGACAGAGAUAGUGGAUGGAUGAAGUAACAUUUGCAUUCAUCAAGCUGAUAUCACCUGCGGUCAACAAUUCACAUGAAUACCAUUUUUUAUAAAUGAAUGAAUGUUGUAUGAUGGAGAAAUGUAUAUUUGUAUCCACUAUAUUUCUAGCCUGGUACCAUAUUUGUUUGUGCUGUAUAGCAUGCCAGCCAUGACAAUGACCAUAGGAGUCGGCUACACAGAUCAAACACAGCUGGGAGCUGCUAUUAUAUUACACACCCCAGUUUGACAAUACCACAAGAUUCUGACUAUCAACUCAAUAACCCCUAUGUGUGAAGAGCAACAUAAUCAAGUUUUAUAUCUUUGAAAAGCAAAUAAUCUUGACCAAAGAAGAUGUUGUUUUAAUAAUUAGUUAUUUGGUUUUACUUCUUUUUUUUUUUUUUUUUCACAACAGUAUUUGCAUAAUGUGUUAUAAGUUGCUAGGAUUUUUGAUGAACUAGAAAAUGGAAUUUUUAAAGUCGAAUCAUUGUGAUGCCAAGUUCCAUUUUUUGUUUUGUGUGGCUUGAGAGGUCAAAGAGUGUUCAGUUGUCAGUUGGAUCGUGUUCAUGAGAUUUCGCCUGAAAGAUGUUAAAAGUUUACUUUUGGGACUUUUUAAAACAUUUUAUGGUUUUGUUUAUUUUAGGAUAGUUUUAUUUCGUGUUCAAGCAUAUUUCCUGAGGUCAUGUCUACACUUGACACUUGCAUGUGACUUCUGCUAUCGGAAAUACGAAGGUCGCAUUGAAAAGACGGGUCUCUUUGUGGUCUGAUUGUGUUCAGAUCUGGUUACCACUUCAGGAGUUGGUCAGGGAUGCAUUGUGUUCAGAUCUGGUUACCACUUCAGGAGUUGGUCAGGGAUGCAUUGUGUUCAGAUCUGGUUACCACUUCAGGAGUUGGUCAGGGAUGCAUUGUGUUCAGAUCUGGUUACCACUUCAGGAGUUGGUCAGGGAUGCAUUGUGUUCAGAUCUGGUUACCACUUCAGGAGUUGGUCAGGGAUGCAUUGUGUUCAGAUCUGGUUACCACUUCAGGAGUUGGUCAGGGAUGCAUUGUGUUCAGAUCUG
This is a messenger RNA of Oncorhynchus tshawytscha (Chinook salmon), 7314 nucleotides long. Its product is annotated as protogenin B-like. Lineage: Eukaryota; Metazoa; Chordata; Actinopteri; Salmoniformes; Salmonidae. The record is from RefSeq and is a predicted model, not a curated record. Gene Ontology annotation, cellular component: axon; plasma membrane. The coding region runs from base 58 to 3777 and encodes 1239 amino acids. Gene Ontology annotation, biological process: cell-cell adhesion; axon guidance. The transcript has 20 exons. Gene Ontology annotation, molecular function: protein binding.